Molecule: messenger RNA, 2994 nt
Organism: Podospora anserina S mat+
Lineage: Eukaryota; Fungi; Ascomycota; Sordariomycetes; Sordariales; Podosporaceae
Exons: 11
Coding region: 1-2994 (997 amino acids)
Molecular function (GO): ATP binding; ATP-dependent chromatin remodeler activity
Source: RefSeq, a predicted model, not a curated record
AUGAAAGAAAGCUACCCGAAGGUACUUGCUUCUUUUCAGACAACAUUGCAGUGGUCCGCGCUUCAUAUCAGUUGCCUUGCGGCUUGCCAGCAAGCGGGACUGCCAAGCUGCCUGUUGAGGCAGUGUUCAGCUGAUUGCCCCAGCCACACAUCACAACUCACCAUCCAACCAAGAUUCAGCACUUCACAUCGUUAUACCAUCUCGUCGCUCCUGCCAACAAUCUUUGUUGUUGUCAAAAUGUUUCCUACCAAGAGGCCGUAUCCGUUCGCAAAUGACCAUCAAGACACGGAGCCUGACGCAGUUUGGCAAUGUGAUCAGUCUCAUGCGAUACGCCAACACAUUGAACCACAGUACGAUCCUUUGCUCGACGGGCAAUAUGAUGGCGACGCAUAUCCACACACGAGCUAUCAGCCGGCCGGGAAGUCACCUGAACUCACCACAACGCAUACUGUCGAUGAAGCAGAUAUUUGCUUUGGAAGUAUACCAGACUUGAAGGCUCAACUGCGGACACAACCUCCUAUCCGUUAUGAUGCCACCUUCUCACCAUUCCAGUGUUUUGAUAUUCUUGAGCAAGGCGCCUUUUAUGCGCUCGACUUUCAGGGGUUGAAGUUUGCCGUUCUAAACAAGAAAGUGUGUCAACACUUUCGAGCCUUUUCCCGCGACGUAGAAUUACGUCUGCAGGCCUUCAUCUCAUAUGAGGAGUGGGUGAGGAUGAUGCGUCGCUGGGAGCGAGAAAGGAUGUCGGCCGUCGUCAACUUUGAUCUCAACAUAUACGGUCGCCGACGACAUGCAGCUGAUGUUGGUAGAGUUCUGUCCAAGGCGCAACUUUUCCUGCAACAACCACAGUUCGGGCUUGACGGCUUUACUUACUACAAUCCUCAUUAUCUUCAUUUAGAAGAGGUUCUCGGGAAAGAGGUUUCUGAGACCCCCAUCGCCCUUCACAACAGCCAGUCUCACAAUUCGCACUCCCCAGCAAACGACCCAAUUAAAAGAGUGAUGCAAAACGAGGUCGAGCCCACCAACGAUACUGCGGAGAUCAAUAGCAUUCUCAACUCUUUAUCAUAUCAUAGCAUCCUUGCUAAGUCUGUGGCAGACAGAAGCAUCAUCAGAACGACCCUGCUCGAGUGCCACCAGGCCGAAGCUCUUGAUUUUAUUCUUAGACGCGAGACUGGAGACCUUCCCGCCGAGAUGAGUCUCUGGGAGAAGUGUCAGGAUGAUGAUUCGGACUUGGAGGAGUGCUUAUAUCAGCACAUAAUUACGGGUGGGAGGUCCAAAGAGGCGAGGGAUGUACAAGGGGGAAUUAUCGCAGAUGACAUGGGUCUUGGAAAAACUCUAGUGGUCCUGUCGACGAUUGCAGGAUCUAUGGGCCGCGCGAGCGCAUUCCUUUCUCAAGGCAAAAAUCCCGGGCAGAGGUCUGCAGCCGUGGUGGCAUCAAGAUCAACCCUAGUCGUUUGCCCGUCUUCACAUUGUCACAACAAGAAUGUCUGUCUGGAACUGACAUGUCCUAGACACACUUACCCCGGCUAUAUUACGUGGCACAAGCACCACGGUCAGGGAAGACAGGACGACAGAAGCCGAAAACAACUGCUGGAAAACGAUGUUGUAUUGACUACAUAUGCAACUGUUGCUGCUGAGCUACGUAAAGGGCAGGCUGUUUUGCGUUUCAUUGACUGGUUUAGGAUCGUGCUAGAUGAAGCCCAUGAGAUUCGAAAUCCGUCAACAAAGCAACACCAAGCCACAGCUGAGCUACGUGCUCAACAUCGAUGGUGUCUAACAGGGACACCUAUCCAGAACGCAGUCGAUGAUCUCGGGGCUCUGGUAUCCUUUCUCAGGGUGCCCAGCGUCGAAAACCCAGCAACGUUUCGAAAGUAUAUUGCUAACUUAUCCACAGCCAAGUCACGGGAGCGGUUCAAGAAUCUCCGUGUGCUUUUGGGAAGCAUUUGUCUGAGGCGAACCAGAGAUAUUCUCGGGUUGCCAGAUCCAGAGCCGAAACUGAGAGGUGUUGAGCUCACUCCAGCAGAACGCCAGGAGUACAAAAAUAUAGAACAACAAUGCCGACGUGAGAUUGAUAGGGCAGUGAGUGGACAUGGGCGAGGAAAGCUGAACUCAACAGUUCUGGAAUCACUGCUCAAACUUCGACUUUUUUGCAACAACGGAAUCCCCAAGCGAGAGUCGGGGACGGCCUCGCCAAUGCCCCAAAUGGAUAUGGACGAAGUGCUUAGUUACCUACAGCAGAACAACGAGGCAGAUUGUUCUUUUUGUUUUAGGCAAGUAUAUUCCAUCAACGACAGGCCUGAUACCGACGGAGGCCUACUUCUCCCGGAUUGUCUGCACCUUGUCUGUCGCGCCUGUAUGCCGCAAUACCACGCCGCAGACAGCCAAUGUCCCCUUCACCCUGUCGGACAAGUCCAGCAUUCUCUUCCUCUUGGCAAUACUAGUCAUACAACUCCAAAAAUACCUACUCAAUACCCCUCGAAGCUCCUGGCUCUCUUGAAGGAUAUCUCCAUGCACUUAUCGCAGAAGAGCAUUAUUUUCUCAUCUUGGAAAAAAACCCUGAACCUAAUAUCAGAGCUUCUGACAAGCUAUCGCAUUCCGUUCUACUGUAUCCAUGGCUCACUGUCGCUCGGUGAGCGGAUCCGCAUUCUGAAAGAUUUUCGAUCUUCAUCUGGCGCAAACGUCCUCCUGAUGACACUGGGAACAGGGGCAGUCGGACUCAAUCUCGCCGUCGCAAGUCGUAUCUAUCUCAUGGAGCCACAGUGGAACCCCUCCGUUGAACUCCAGGCCAUUGGCAGAGCUUUACGUCUGGGGCAAACAGAACAGGUGGCAAUAGUACGAUAUAUCGUGAAGCACACCAUUGAAGAUAGCAAUGUUCUCUCUAGACAAGAGGCAAAACUUCAACUAGCCAGUGGAGGCUUUGGAAAGCGCAGGCGUGGGAUUAGAGCGGAACAGCUCGACUCGCUUCUGGGGUUAUUUGGGGUCGAAAAGCGUGGAUAA